Molecule: messenger RNA, 255 nt
Organism: Fomitopsis serialis
Lineage: Eukaryota; Fungi; Basidiomycota; Agaricomycetes; Polyporales; Fomitopsidaceae
Exons: 2
Coding region: 8-235 (75 amino acids)
Source: RefSeq, a predicted model, not a curated record
CCAUAUAAUGAACUCCUGCACUGUCGCGAUAUGCGCUCUGGUCCUCUACGACCACGCAAUAUCACUCUCAAAAGAGAUCAGAUACUUCUGGAAGAGGGGAGUUCGGACAGGAUCCAAGUUAUUAUUCUUCUCAAAUCGCUACUCGCUAUCGGCAUAUGCCGUCUUCACUGUCGCAAACAUGGGCCGGCUCAGUCACAAGGUGUGUGGAUUCCAGAGUACGAGUCGUGCUGACUAGCUGACGUUGCAUAAGGGGUG